Molecule: messenger RNA, 561 nt
Organism: Olea europaea var. sylvestris
Lineage: Eukaryota; Viridiplantae; Streptophyta; Magnoliopsida; Lamiales; Oleaceae
Exons: 2
Coding region: 1-561 (186 amino acids)
Source: RefSeq, a predicted model, not a curated record
AUGCUUGUAGGAGAUUUCAUGACCCCUCAGAUAAUUCAAAGCCAGUCAAGUAUCGUGUAUCUACCGUUUGGACAGUCGAACUUCCAACUGAAGACUAAUGUGAUACAAUUAUUUCAAAAUGGCCAUCAAUUCUAUGGAAGGACUGAAGAGAAUCCACAUAAUCAUCUUUCUCAUUUUCUGGAAAUGUGCCAAAACUUUAGAUAUCAAGGAAUCUCAGACGAUACAAUAAGAUUAAGGUUGUUCCCAUAUACACUGCGCGACAAGGCAAUUGAAUGGCUAGAUUCGCAACCAAUCGCAAGCAUCACUAUAUGGAAUGUUUUAGCCCAGAAAUUCUGUACUAAGUUUUUCCCACCUACUAAGAUUGUGAAGCUCAAGCACAACAUGUCUAUUUUUCGCCAAGGCGAAUCGGAGAAUUUCGAUGAAGCCUGGAAUAGGUUCAAGAAUAUGCUGCGAAAGUCUAUGUGGACAUCGGAACGAGCAGUUCAGAGGAAGACUUUGGGAGUUUAUGAAGUGGACGUUUAUUUCGCCUUGUCAGCAAAGAUUGAUUCAUUAUUUCACUAG